GGUUACACCGGGAAUAGAUGGCACAGUCGCAGCAGAGUUUAGUGUGGCAAUAGACUGAUAAAAUACUACGUCGAGAGGAGAGACAUACAGACUCAGCCUAGUGGAAUCGAGUAGACAGUAAUGGAACGGUCAUUGGUUGUAUUGGCUGUGUUGAUCAGCUCACACAUUGUCGGUACCAGCUGCUAUAUUGGAAUUUUGAUCCUGGUCGGAAAACCCACUGAUGUCUCGAACUAUGGAUUGUUCUGAAGUAAAAAAAAAUUGGGCGUCAAGACAACCGUGCAGAAUUAUGAGAAAUUGUUAUGGACACUAGGAGCAUUCCUCCAUGAUUGCUUAAUUAAUGAGGGAACGGAGUUUUACAGAAAACAAAUAGGGCGUAUAUUUCUUCUUUGUAACAAUCCGGACCGUAGCCUUCCAUUUUUACGCGUAAACAAAGACAUGUUUCCUUUUGACUGCUAUCUGAAGUUCCCUACGAUGUUUUAGUUAGUAGGAACAACCUUUGUAGUUAGAAUAGCUUGUAUUAUAUUACUACAUCGUACAUGUCGCAUUAGUUGGCUGAAAUGCUGUAACGUGAGUUAAAUGUUUGCAGCGUUAGAGAUAGUGCUUUACAGCGGUUAAGCGCUUUUUAAAGGAUAACCGCAGAGCCAUUAGGCCGCUUAUCAGUCUGCAUUAUCAGGACGGGACUGACGUAUCUAUUCCUUAUUUUGACGCUAGAUUUCAGCAACUAUUUAAAUACAUUUUAGCACCUACAUCUAUCAACAUUUAUUUAAAUUAAAUUCAGACUGAAUCUAUCCAAUCAACCAUCAAACAACAAGCACCUCUGUUUGUGCCCAUCCUUUGCCUAUUUUUGCUUUUCUCACCAACCCCAUAAUUUGGACUGGACUUUAGCAUGGCUUUGCCAGAUAAAACCAGUGGUAUUCCUGGGGAGGAGAUCGUUUUUCCAGAGAUUGUGGAGCUUAACGUGGGUGGCCAGGUGUAUAUUACACGAUUUUCCACCCUCACCAGUGUCCCCGACUCCCUUCUCUGGGAUAUGUUCAGCAGGAAGUCCACUAAAGGGCUGGCCCGUGACACCAAGGGACGCUUUUUCGUAGACCGUGACGGUUUCCUGUUCCGUUACAUCCUGGACUUCAUGAGAGACCAGCAGCUAGUGCUGCCAGAUCACUUCCCAGAGCGAGGCAGGCUGCAACGUGAGGCAGAGUUCUUUAACCUUCCAGAGCUCGUCAAACUCCUGGCACCCAAACUCAGCAAGCAGAACUCUAUAGGGGAGGAAGGAUGUCAAAGCGACCCGGAGGACUCCUCACCAGGCAUCGAUUCCUCACGCAACCUAAGCUCGCUGGGUGCUGCCGCCGCUGCCUGUGCUGGUCUUGUACAGGGAGGGGACGGGAAACGUUCAGGCUUCAUCACCAUUGGUUACCGGGGCUCAUACACACUAGGACGGGACAGCCAAACUGACGCCAAAUUCCGGCGUGUGGCACGCAUCAUGGUGUGUGGGAAGACCUCACUGGCGAAGGAGGUGUUUGGGGAGACUCUGAAUGAGAGCCGUGACCCUGAUCGUCCACCGGAGCGCUACACCUCGCGCUACUACCUGAAGUUCACAUUCCUGGAGCAGGCCUUCGACAAGCUGGCUGAUGCAGGGUUCCACAUGGUGGCUUGCAACUCCACGGGCACCUGCGCCUUCGCACAUGAGCAGACGGAUGACAAAAUUUGGACCAGCUACACUGAAUAUGUAUUCUACCGUGGAAGCCCUGUGUUUCUGAAACCCAUGACCUCUGACCUUCCAGCUAUUGCCCAUCUGAAGACUACACCCACCACAGUCCCCUUACCCCGGAAAGCAUAUAGUCAACCAGAGACCAACACCAGCCUGGACCUGAGACAAGGCCCUCCACUUGACACUCCACCACGUCCAUCUACACCCCUUGCCCCUGACACUCCCGACCUGCCUCCUCCCCCCCCAGUCCUACCAUUGCCCCCCUCUUCUAAACCAUCAUCCACUUCCACCCCCCCUCCUCCAUCACCACCUCUCCCGGAUCUCAGCCCUCGGCGACCUACGACCCUUGUCCUGACGACCCUGCCCCGUUCCACCGCCAAGGAAAACGGAGGCCCCCUGCGAGAAGAAGAGGAGGACCGGAAGAUGAUGGAGAAGGACCUGAAGAAGUGUAUUGAGGACUUUAAGAAGAUCCGUGUGCCCAACGCCUUCCCUGAUCGCAAGAGGCACUGGCAGAAUGACCUGCUAAAAAAGUAUAACGCUUAGGGAGAGAAAGAAAGAAAUAAUUUAAAAAGUGUGUUUUUGCCACAUACUUGGGUUUGACACAACAACAUUGCUAUUGCUGUGAUGCUCAAUCUGCUAUGUAGAUGGUCAGGAAUUCCAUUAUGUAUGAAGACUGUGUUCGAUUCAGUGCUCUCCAACUUCAGGGUUAGUAAUAUUGGCCUUUGUGCUUACAUUAACAGUAAAGUACACAGUGUGUGGCUCUGCACAUCAACAGACAUAUUCAUUGACGCACUGACUAGACCAGACUGCAUUGGUCUAAGUUUGCUACCUGCAUGGGACUAUUUUUACCACCCAGGGGUCUCAUUUAUAAAAACUAUGCAUAGGAUUCUUACUAAAAGUGUAUGUAUGCCCAAAAGCCUAAAAAGGCGUACGC
Messenger RNA from Hypomesus transpacificus, 2639 nucleotides. RefSeq names its product BTB/POZ domain-containing protein KCTD12-like. NCBI's taxonomy places the organism in Eukaryota, Metazoa, Chordata, Actinopteri, Osmeriformes, Osmeridae. The transcript is spliced from 2 exons. Gene Ontology annotation, biological process: regulation of G protein-coupled receptor signaling pathway; protein homooligomerization. Gene Ontology annotation, molecular function: protein binding. The coding region runs from base 887 to 2248 and encodes 453 amino acids. The record is from RefSeq and is a predicted model, not a curated record.